UUUCACCGGCGGACGAAGACGCUAUCUUCUCCCGCUCUCAUCCGCGUGCGAAGAUGAUAAAAGCACGUCGAGGGACAGCGAUGCGUCGUAGUCUUCCUUUCGGGAUCGGGCCAGAAGGAACGUGGAUUUUAACGACGACCAGUCCGAAAUGGCCUCGAAACCGAUCGUCCAUCUGCUAAUCGCCUACGGCGUCAUCGCCGUAACAACGUCGCUGAGUCAAAACAGCAGAUUCGUGAAUCAGCUAUUUGACAAUCAGCCGAAUCGCGGUCAGCAACAAUUCUCGCCGAAACGUGGCCAAUCCGCGUCGUGUCCAGAAAGGAACGGCCGCUUUCCGGUGCAGAAUCAGUGCGACGCUUACAUCGAAUGCAUUGACGGGAUAGCCGAGCAGAAGCUAUGUCCCGAAGGCUUGUUUUUCAAUCCUGAAGCGCGCUUUAAUUAUCCCUGCGGAUAUCCGAUCGACAUAGAUUGCACGGGCAGGCCAAAUUUACAGCCGGCAAAUCCGACCGACGACUGUCCCCAUCAAUACGGGUACUUCAAGAUCGGCGAUCAUCAACACUGCGGCCAGUUCAUGAACUGCGUGGACGGCAGGGGCUACGUGUUCGAUUGUCCGGAGGGUCUGGCCUUCAAUCCGCAGAGCUAUCGAUGCGACUGGCCGGACCAAGUGCCGGACUGCGACGCUGAGACUUUUCUCGGUUUCCGCUGUCCAGAGGUGAGGAACGGUCCCUUCCUGGACACCGAGACUAAGUUUUUCCGCAGCCCCGUCGACUGCCACCACUAUUACAUCUGCGUGAACGGCCGUCCGAGAUUGCUGAAUUGCGGCAUUGGAAAUGCCUUCAAUGAGCUCAUUAACGUCUGUGACGCCGCGGAAAAUGUCACCGGCUGCGAACACGAAGCAAUAGCGAGAACAACCCCGGCACCAUACCGACAGACAAGGCUUUUUUAAAUUCUGAUACGAUUGAA
This is a messenger RNA of Temnothorax curvispinosus, 960 nucleotides long. Its product is annotated as protein obstructor-E-like. The coding region runs from base 149 to 943 and encodes 264 amino acids. Gene Ontology annotation, molecular function: chitin binding. Gene Ontology annotation, cellular component: extracellular region. NCBI's taxonomy places the organism in Eukaryota, Metazoa, Arthropoda, Insecta, Hymenoptera, Formicidae. The record is from RefSeq and is a predicted model, not a curated record. The transcript has 4 exons.